Molecule: messenger RNA, 2353 nt
Organism: Paramisgurnus dabryanus
Lineage: Eukaryota; Metazoa; Chordata; Actinopteri; Cypriniformes; Cobitidae
Gene: mfng
Product: MFNG O-fucosylpeptide 3-beta-N-acetylglucosaminyltransferase
Biological process (GO): pattern specification process
Cellular component (GO): Golgi membrane
Molecular function (GO): O-fucosylpeptide 3-beta-N-acetylglucosaminyltransferase activity
Source: RefSeq, a predicted model, not a curated record
AUCCUCCGCUUUGACAGAUCGCAUGGGGCAUCAGGUAGGAUCCACGCUGGAUUAUGAUAUUGCAAUAAUACAACUUUAUAUGGGUUUAUACCUGCGCAUAUACACUUUAUUUCUUAAAACACAAUAGUUUUGGUUCUUGUUGGACAGUUAAAAAAUCCAGGAACUUAAUUUAGAUUGGAUUUAUUACUAAGUAUGGAUGGACCUUGGUAAUAAAUGGCAAUUAAUGUGUACAAUAUACCAGUAAACAUCUAAGUUUGUUUUAAAAACAUGCACGGAUUUUCGCGUAAUGCCGUUUUGCGCACUAUAAAUGAACGCAUAUCUGAACCCAUUUUGUUUAAUAUGUGACCAAAACUGACUCGAAGAUGAUCCUGAGAAAGCUGUUUCGUGCCCUGCCCGUCGUUGCUUUUACUCUUUUCGUUCUGGUUUUGUUGAAUUUGCAACUGCGCACCCGGAGUGACCAGCAGCCCGGCGCGCUUCUUGCGCACGGACUGAUACGGAGUCAUGCGCAGACUUCAUCCAGGACCACAGACAGAAAUCACCACAGGGAUGCUGCCACAGAAACCCAAAAGCCAGAUGCACAAAGCCGGGUAGAGACAAAGCCAAAGUCACCACUGGUGCUCAGUGAUAUCUUCAUUGCAGUGAAAACCACAGGCAGGUUCCACAAAAGUCGCCUUGCUCUGCUGUUGGAGACCUGGAUCUCCCAGACUAAAGACCAAACGUACAUUUUUACGGAUAGCUCAGAUGACGACAUUUCCGCUGAAGGAUUCAACGUAAUCGUCACCAACUGCCCGCCAGAACACACUCACCAAGCUCUCUCCUGCAAGAUGGCCGCUGAAUACGACCACUUUAUGGCCUCCAGCAAAAAGUGGUUGUGUCAUGUGGAUGAUGACAAUUAUCUGAAUCCUGGCGCUCUCUUGUCCCUCCUCUCGGCCUUCCCUGAAGAAAGCGACAUCUAUGUGGGCAAGCCGAGCCUGGAUCGACCGAUGAAAGCGCAGGAGCUCCUGGAAGGGAAUAAGACGAGGGAAGUCCAUUUCUGGUUCGGUACAGGAGGGGCGGGGUUUUGUCUGAGCAGAAAGUUGGCUGAGAGGAUGGCACCCUGGGCAAGUGGUCCUAGGUUCGAGCAGACCUCUGCACUUAUAAUGCUGCCUGAUGAUUGUACAGUGGGCUUUAUAGUUGAAAAACGUCUUGGUAUCUCUAUGGUCCACAGCAACAUGUUUCACUCUCACCUGGAAAACCUUCUUCUGCUUGCCGCCAGUGAAAUCCCAAAACAGGUCACUUUAAGUUACGGAUGGUUUGAAAAUAAAAUGAACAGCGUUGAACUCAGAGGAGUAUUUACCAAAGAUGAAGAUCCGUCCAGGUUCAGAACAGUCCACUGUCUUUUGUACCCAACAACAAAUUGGUGUCCGGUUGCUCUUAAAAGCGCCCUGGCGUGGAAUCAAAAGGUUCUCCCAUGAUGCAGUGGUCUGAAUGGACUGCAGUCAUGUCAUUUUGUGAAGAUAUUCCUGUUUUCGUGGAAAGUGAAGCCGAAUGAUAAUGUUUGCCUCCCACGAUUUUGCACAUUCAGUAAAAUCUCAUCCACCCAUCUCAGAUCUUGAGCAGAUCUUUGUGAAUUUUUAAAGACUUCGGCUUUUGAAGAUACAUGACUUCAGAGCAAAGCUGACUCAUAAAAGUGCACAUGCACAGAUUAAAUAUACCUGAAGUUUAUACUUCUUCGAGGUAAAGGACUAUGGACUGAACCAUUCUGUUUAGGAUAUCAAUAUCUGCUGCUGAUAGUGAAAUAAGGAUGUGCCGAAAGUCUUCUUGGGUAUAGGGAACCUCAAGAAACCUUAAGUUGAACUGAGCCAUUAUUGUAAAUGAUACAAUAUUUUCACAGUAUUUCUAAUCUCCAAGUGUAACUUCUGUCUACACAUUGCACAUUAAGAGUAUUAGCUUGAUACAGUAUUAAAUAGGCCUAUAUGUGUAAGUAUCUCAUGUGUCAAUCCCAUGUCAAUGCACUGAAUAUUUGUUUUGAAGUAAACAAAAGACUGCUGUAUUAUAUAAAUCCAAUGUUUAUAUUAGUUUGCUUUAUAUAUCUAUACCAUUUAUAACCAUCAUUUCAGUGCUUUAUUUUAAGUUGCCAAAUUUUUGUGGUAAAAUAAAUAAACACAUUUAUUUUAUUUUUAAAACAACAACAACUUUAAUCUAAGUUUGUCCAUAUAAUAUAAUUUUUAUAUUAUCCAACAAUAACAAUUAAAAUUUUCAGAACAAAAAAAUGUGCUUAUCCCACUGGCAGAUUUUUUUUGCUUGUUUUAUGCACAAAAUCAUUUUUUUUAAAGAGCAAAAUGACCUAAGAAAAUAAAUCUCGUUUUAGACA